AUGAAGAAGUCAGUUGCUCAAGGUGGGCGGCGAGCCUUAACUGUAACGCACGAGAAGGCCAUAAGGGGCAACAUGACAAACUUAAUGAUUCUCACUGACCAUCCAAAGCCAAGGGAAGAAUCGUUCAGCAACUUUGAAAUUGCCAUAGGGAAUAUGACGCCACCGAUAGAUGAGCCGGCCACCGUUAGGCCCAAUGCCGUUGCUCGAUUCUGGCCGAAAUAUUGGGAUACCGUUGCCAUCGCUGAGAAUUUCCGCAGGGCGAAUGAGCUAUUUUUAUGUCCGAUUGCGGGUUCUAAUCGCGGUGGACGAGGGAGGCAUACCCAUGCACCGAAACGAUCAAACAAUGGGCCUACUAUUACACCCAUGGAGAACUGUAAAAAUACUGACAAAAAUCCAAUCCAAGGCACGCCUGUAUUCCUCCAUCCGGUGAUUCUGCUAAAUCUAUUCGGGUGUCUCCUUCAUCGAAUUUACUCGUAG
This is a messenger RNA of Paracoccidioides lutzii Pb01, 477 nucleotides long. RefSeq lists its product as hypothetical. The transcript is spliced from 2 exons. The record is from RefSeq and is a predicted model, not a curated record. The coding region runs from base 1 to 477 and encodes 158 amino acids.